CCGCGCCCGGACCGGGACCCUCACAUUACGUAACGCAACACGCACAGCACGGCGCACAAACAAUGUGAUUUUAUUUUCUUGAAUUUUUCUACUGUUUUUGAUUAUACAAAUUUUAGGAUUAGUAUCGUGAUAUUUAGUUAAGUGUCGCGCGACUUUAAUUUCGCUAUCGUUUUAGAUGUGUAGUGUAGAAUAAUGUUUGAUACUACUUGUAACUGCAGUUUUGUUUUGGUGAAAAUCUAUCGUGAAUUGCGCAAUUUAUAAUAACCAUGGACGAGGAGAUUGAAAGUCGUCGACGAGUGAAUCUUGAACUUGGACUCUCGGAAACAAGGCAGUGGCUUGUGUGAAAUUGAUCGAUCGGUUUAGAAAACUUUCUAAAAUGUUAGUAAAUUAAUAAUGCAGAAUAAAAACAGAAGCAAUACGUAGAAACAAUGAAGACGUACAUUUUGAGGAAACUGAAAUAUAAAUUAUGAAUAUUGAUUAAAAUUUUCAUAAAUAGUCUACCCUUAGUACCUUCAGCAGUUCUUCCUCAUUACACAACAUGACGAUGGAACGUCAGCGCGGGGAGCGCGACUACAUCGGGUUUGCAACACUGCCAGAGCAGGUGCACCGCAAGUCGGUGAAGCGAGGCUUCGACUUCACGCUCAUGGUGGUCGGCGAGUCCGGGCUCGGCAAGUCCACGCUGAUCAACAGCCUCUUCCUAGGAGACCUGUACAAGGGUCGGAAAAUACCAGACGUCCAAGAUAGGAUAGAGAAAACCACAUCUAUAGAAAAGAAAACGAUGGAAAUAGAAGAGCGAGGCGUCAAGUUGCGUCUGACUAUAGUCGACACGCCAGGCUUCGGAGACGCCAUUAACUGCGAAGACUCGUGGAGAACUUGCUCGGGCUACAUCGACGAGCAGUUUCGGCAAUACUUCACAGAUGAGAGCGGACUCAACCGACGACACAUGCAGGACAAUAGAGUGCAUUGUUGCUUAUACUUCGUCCCACCAUGGGCUCACAGUGUAAGGCAGGUGGAUAUGGAGAUGAUGAGACGACUUCACCGAAAAGUGAACAUCGUGGUGGUGAUAGCGAAAGCCGAUUCGUUGACGGCGGCAGAAGUCAAACGGCUUAAAGCGAGAAUACUGGCUGACCUUGAGGAUCAUCAGAUACAGGUGUAUCAGUUCCCGGAAUGCGAUAGCGACGAGGACGAAGAGUUUAAGCAGCAGGACCGCGAGCUGAAGGCCGCGGCGCCGUUCGCGGUCGUAGCAGCCGACACCGUGCUCGAGGUGGGCGGCAAGCGCGUGCGCGGCCGCCAGUACCCCUGGGGCAUCGUUGACGUGGAGAACCCUCGGCACUCUGACUUCACGAAGCUCCGCACAAUGCUGAUCUCCACGCACAUGCAGGACCUCAAGGACGUCACCCAGGACGUGCACUACGAGAACUUCCGCGCGCAGUGCAUCUCGCAGAUAUCGCAGCACGCCAUGCGAGAGCGCGGGAAACUGAAGAGGGAUUCGAUGGGCAACAAUAGCGAAGUAGUAAUUACGGACACGGACAGACUGCUGCUGCAAAAGGAUGAGGAGAUAAGGCGAAUGCAAGACAUGCUCACUCAGAUGCAACAGAAACUCAAAGCUUCCGACAAGAAACACGACAGUAUUAUAGAUGUAUAAAUUAUAGACUGCAAAUGUACCUCUAGAGUAGUGUUACAAUCUAUUUCACUUAUGUUCUAAUAAAAAUAUUAAGAACCUCUUUAGAAAAAUUUGAUGAAUUUAGAGUUUUGGACAUGUUUUGUUGGUUUGUUGUUAAUAUCAGGAAGUCUAUUUGACUAAAAUGUACAGUAAGUGGUUUAAAGAAAAUUGUAGUGUAGAUACUUUCAACACAAGAUCACAGCAAUCAAUAAAUAUGAGUUUACCUGUACUGUACAUUACCUAUUUAUUUACAUUAUAUGUUGCGCUUCUUUUUGAGAAUCUCGUAAUAAAAAACUUGUACCUAUAAUUCAUCUCUGAAACCUAUUGGUCAUGUAUUUCAUAUUAUUUGCAUGUAGCAUAUAGCAAGUAGCAAACAACCGCACAGUACUUUAUACCUAGAAUACCUACUCGGUAAAAUCGCUAUGUUAAAUUGUACGUUAUCGAUGCCAGAUUCUUAUCAACAAAGGCAACUUUCGUUUUUUUAUCCUUUGCGCAUCACAUCAACACGAAUUACUAGAAUGCCAUUGCUCACGCAAUUUAACAUACGAGUGACGCUUAAUAUGAAUAAGCAACAUCGUUAAUAUAAGCGAGGUCCAUUUAUCUGUCCGUCGUUCAAAUUUAAACCAAAGUUAAUAUAUAUGAUAGGAUGGGGAGAGCACUAUGUGCACAAGUAGUAAUUCAGUAGUACCUCAAUGCUAAAGUAUCAAAAGACUAACGUUAAAUUUUAUUUGUUAGAUAAAGCUUUUUCAAUAAAUGCCUACUAACGUUUAUUUCGACAAGUUUACUAAGAUUUUAAAUUUUGUAUCGAUGUAAUUGUAUUAAUAUUAACAGUAAAUUGAUACUUUACUUAAAGAGAA
Cydia strobilella is the source of this 2520-nucleotide messenger RNA. RefSeq names its product septin-2 (gene Septin4). Lineage: Eukaryota; Metazoa; Arthropoda; Insecta; Lepidoptera; Tortricidae. The record is from RefSeq and is a predicted model, not a curated record. Gene Ontology annotation, biological process: intracellular protein localization; cytoskeleton-dependent cytokinesis; regulation of exocytosis. Bases 539 to 1645 code for a protein of 368 amino acids. The transcript is spliced from 8 exons. Gene Ontology annotation, cellular component: septin ring; cell division site; synaptic vesicle. Gene Ontology annotation, molecular function: molecular adaptor activity; GTP binding; GTPase activity.